AUGGCCAUUGUACCGCUGCAGAGGCUGAUGGAGGCUCACAAGGUGGAGAUGAUGCGCGCCGAGCAGCGCCACGAGGCGGAGGUCAGCCGCCGCUUGGAGGAGCAGGUAGCGGCGGUUCGCUCUGUGGCGGCGGCGGAGCAUGCCGCGGCGCUCGAGGUGGAGCGGGCAGCUGCCCGGGAUCAAAUCAAAGAUGCUCAGAACAGGUUUGAGGUUGAGCUCCAGUCACUGCGCAUGCGCCUGGCGGCGGAGCACCAGAUGCAGCUGGACAGAGCCGACACGGCCCGGCGUGAAGACCAGGCCCGCGUGCAGCAGCAGGCGGCUGAGUGCGAGCAGCUGGCGGCGGCGCGUGGCGGCACUGCGCGGGGAGAGGCGUGGCGUGCGGCCGCCAGCGAGCGGGCACGGCGGGAGAUGGAGGGGCGCGAGGCGGCGCUGCGGCGCCAGCUGGCAGCUGAGCGGGACGAGGAGCUGGCGGCUGUGGUGGCGCGCCUGGAGGAGGAUGCUCUGGCCAAGGAGGGCCAGCUGCAGGCAAGGCUUGUGAAGCAGCUGGCGGCGGGCGAGGCGGCGGCGGAGGCCAAGUGGCGGGAGGAGGUGUCGCGCCUGCGGGACACGGAGCGCAGCCUCACAGACACAUGCGGUGCAGCUGAGGCGCGGGCGGCAGCCGCGGAGGCCAAGAUUGUGCGGCUGGAGGAGCUGGUUCACACGCUGCAGCGGGAGCUGGCAGCGGCCAGGAAGGAGGCUGUUCACCGGCAGGACGCUGCGGCGGCAGCGCUGCGCAGCGCCAGCGAGCAGCAUGCCCAGGAGCUGAGGGCGGUGGAGCAGCGGGCUGCUGCUGCCGAGCAGGAGGCGGGCGCUGUGCAGGAGGAGGUGGCGGCGCUGAGGGAGAAACGGGUCAAGGAGAUGGAUGAGAUAGAGAGCCGCUUCAGGGAGUUGGUGGAGACCAAGAACGGCACCAUAGCGUCCCUGACACAGCAGCUGCAGGAGCUGCAUGCCGCGGUGUCGUAG
Molecule: messenger RNA, 1002 nt
Organism: Chlorella variabilis
Lineage: Eukaryota; Viridiplantae; Chlorophyta; Trebouxiophyceae; Chlorellales; Chlorellaceae
Exons: 7
Coding region: 1-1002 (333 amino acids)
Biological process (GO): intraciliary transport involved in cilium assembly
Source: RefSeq, a predicted model, not a curated record